AUGAUCGGUCAAUACAACCAAACCAUCGGUUCCGCCAAACAAGCCGUCGGCGCCGCCAUCGGCAACGAAGACCUCCGCAAAGCCGGUGAGCGCCAAAAUGCAGAGGGAGAACAGCAAGAGGCGCAUAAACAGGCGCAAAAAUGGGGCGAAGGAGCCGGGGACCGCGUAAAGGGCAAAGUUGGCGAGUUCCUCUCUGGACCUGGGUUCGGUGGUAGCGAGCAGGAGCGAAUGGACGCUGAGGCUGAGCGAAGGAAGUAUACGCAGAUGCAUGAGGAGGGGAAAUUUCAGCAGAAGGAAGCUGAGCAGGGCAUUCAAAAUCGAUGGGGCGAUGAUGAUAAGAGCGAGGAGAAGAAUUAUUGGGAGAGUUUCUUGCUUCCCUGA
Messenger RNA from Histoplasma mississippiense, 381 nucleotides. RefSeq lists its product with no specific name. The transcript has 3 exons. The record is from RefSeq and is a predicted model, not a curated record. The coding region runs from base 1 to 381 and encodes 126 amino acids. Lineage: Eukaryota; Fungi; Ascomycota; Eurotiomycetes; Onygenales; Ajellomycetaceae.